Pygocentrus nattereri (red-bellied piranha) is the source of this 1518-nucleotide messenger RNA. RefSeq lists its product as uncharacterized. Lineage: Eukaryota; Metazoa; Chordata; Actinopteri; Characiformes; Serrasalmidae. The coding region runs from base 18 to 1247 and encodes 409 amino acids. The record is from RefSeq and is a predicted model, not a curated record. The transcript is spliced from 7 exons.
CUACCACAGUUCAUGAAAUGGAAGUCGUGGUGUGGCUGUGUUUCACUCUUCUGCUCCGUUCUCUUGGUCAAAGCUAUGGGCAUACCCAGUUCAUUUAUACAGAGGAGAAAGAAUUAAAGUUGAGAUGUGAAACAAAGAAAUGGCAAAUAAGUACAGAGUCUGACAACCAGAUUGACCUGAACUGCACAGUAAAAUGUGACCGCAAUGAAAUUCGUGACCUUGAGUGUGAUGAUGAUGAUGGUGAUGAUGAUGAUGGUGAUGAUGACUCACAGCCAAAGCAUGCUUGCAAACUAAUAGUAAAGAGUGGAUUCUUUGCCUGUGUUAAUUCUCUGGAUGCUGGAUUCCUUUUUCCAUUCAAACCGCCUCCCAACGCCAUCCAUUCGUUCAUAGUUGCUGUUCAAAAUAAAGACAUAACACCCACACCUGAGGAACCAUCUUCACUGACAGUACCUGAAGGUGAAUCAGUGAGUUUAAACUGUAGUUUCACCUUCACAGAAGAAUAUGAUGGGGUGUCUUUUGUUGUUUACUGGAUUAAGACUGUUGGAGAGAGCAGCACCUGUGUGUAUUCUUAUGAUUAUUCCCCGUAUGAGCUGCUCGCGCUCGGUCACCACUGCACCAUACAGGAAGAUCUGCUUAACAGACUCUCAAACCAAACCAAAGGACAGAGCAGUCACAACAUCAGGAUCAGUGAAGUGAUGGAGUCAGACAGCGGUCAGUACCUCUGUGCUGUACAAGUGCACCCAAGUAAUAAAAACACUGCUGAAGGAAACUGGAAGGUGAUAGAAAGAGUUACAGUCAGUGUCCACAAAGACAAAAGACCACAGCCAACCAGGACCACCGUGACUCAGACAACUACUGAGGAGACAACAAAGAAAACCACUGAGGAAACAACAAAGGAAACUCCGGAGAAAGUUAGUGAUGUUGAUCGUCUUAAGCCCUUAUAUGUUGCACUUCCCAUAAUACUGUGUCUUCUGCUGAUUGUCUUGGUCGUGUUCAUGAGAAAGAAGUGCAUCACAUCACAAGGACGUCAGACUGGUCAACAAAGAGAAGAAGUUCCUGACAUGGACUGUUCUCCAUAUGCUGUUGGAAAUGGUGAGGAGGGGAGUUUCUUUGGAUCUAAGACGGCUGAUCCAGGCCGUGAAGAAUCCACACCGUCUAUUGACCCUUAUUUAGUCGUUAGACUGAAUAGCUUGUAUGAAUCUGGGGCUUCAGAUCACAACAAACAUAUUUUAAUACAAAGCUGCUGAUCUGUGUGUGUCAUGCAUCCUAUGAGGGCCUCAUUGGAUUCGAACUCAGAAUCCAGAAUCAGAUUCCCAGAAUCGGAGAUCACAUGACUCCCAGACAGUCAACAAACAAUGAAACACAACUGGACUCAGCCUCCCAGAAUUCUCCCGGAGGUCACCUGACUCCUCACAUGACUGAGCGUACCUAUCAGCGCUCUAGGUAACUUUUACACAAGGGUCCUAUAUGUUCAAUUCAGCAAAGAAACAGUAAUUGUACAUUAAAAUGUACAAAAGU